UGAACGCUAUGUAAAGUCUCACAUGUACAACAAACUCCGUAGUAAUAGAAAGGAAAAAGCCAUUUACUGUGAUAAUGUACCUCGCUUUUAACUCGUGUAUGGGGUACAGCUACCGGAUGGUCAACUAAAGCACUACGGAUUACAGCUAUAGGGUGUUCGUUCCACAAGAAGUUUGGCACCUGUGACAAUGGCACCGUACAGGUGGGAAACAGCGUUCGUCCAUGUACUUAUCAUGAUUGGAUUGACAAGGGGAUGCAGAACAGACCGAGACGGCCGUGGUAUAUUCGACCCCAAAAAUAUACCUGAAAAGGACAUGACGGAGGAACAGCGGUUGUUAUAUCGGAUAAUGAAAUCGUACGAUCGGUCAUCUCGUCCAGUCUUCUCCGCCAAAACUCCAGUGGUCAUCCGUCUGGGUAUUACCCUAACUCAGGUGCUUGACGUGGAUGAGAAGAAUCAAAUAUUGACAACGAAUGUCUGGCUGGACCAGGAAUGGGUGGACGAGAAGCUACAAUGGACAAAUAUUUCAGAAUUUGCUCAUAUAAAGAUAUUUAGAAUUCCCUGCGACCUGAUAUGGCUACCAGAUAUUGUGUUAUAUAACAGCGUCGACAACCAUAACAAAGGAUAUAUGAAAAGCCUGGCUAUGGUCGAACAAACCGGAAACGUGUUUUGGCCACCUAUUGUUCGCAUGCGUAGUUCAUGCAAAAUGGAUAUCACUUAUUUUCCUUUUGACGAUCAAGUGUGUAUACUAAAAAUGGGAUCCUGGGCAUACGACGGAUUUCAAGUGGACGUCACAAAUAGAACCAUGGAGGUCGAUACUUCAAAUUAUGUAGAUAAUGGGGAAUGGACACUCAUUGAUACAAAAGUAGUCCGCAAUGUAAAAUAUUACCCAUGCUGCCCCGAGCCAUUUCCGGAUGUAACAUUUUAUAUUCAUUUGAGACGUCGAGUGUUAUACUAUGCCUUUAACGUCAUCAUCCCGUGUAUGUUGUUGUCAAGCCUCACUCUGACAGGAUUUCUACUUCCGCCGGACUCGGGGGAAAAGGUGACUUUGGGAUUAACGGUGCUGCUGGCCUUCUCCGUCUUCAUGUUACUAAUUGCUGAGAAUAUGCCUCCGACGUCGGAAUACAUACCCCUCAUUGGUAUAUAUCUUACAGUGAUCAUGGCUAUGAGUGGUCUUUCUGUUGUGUUUUCCGUGUUUGUUCUAAAUAUCCACCACAAGGGAGCCUUGUCCAGGGGACCGCCCAGGAUUCUGAAAGGAGUAGUCCUCAUUUUAGCCAAGGUUCUGUGUUUGAAGGUUAAGUUCAACGAGGACAGUUCGUACACACCUCACACGGGAAGUUACUCGUCGAAUUCCGCCUAUGCGGCCUUCAAGGCGAGAGACAACGAGUCACUUAUACUGAACAGUAAGCACGAGAAGAUCCACGGGGACCUUGGUGACGUCAGUGAUGAUACGCUCAAUGACGUCAUGAAUCAAAAUAUUAACAUGUCGUCACCAACGUCAACUAGAACUAGUUUUGAUCGAGAAGUUGUAACCUAUUUUAAACACGUAAUGUCAGCUUACGAACAGACGGUAACAGAACGUCGAACGAUACACGACUGGCAGGAGGUUGCCAGGGUGAUGGAUAAGUUUUUCUUUUGGCUGUUUCUUAGCAUCACGUUCAUUUCAUCCUUUAUCAUCCUGGUCAUCAGCCCUAUGACAAAAAAGAUAACUUUAGAUAAGAGUUAAGGCUAAGUUAAGUAUGGAUGUGUUUGUUUGUAUGAAGAAGCCAGGAUGUACAUUAUUGUUUGUUUUCGGAUAUUGAUAUUUCAAUUGAUCGGCUUGUCAUUUCUUUUUUCAGUCACAUCAAACUCCGCCCAAUGAAUGUGCUAUCAUAAUCACUUUACUAAACUUGCCUAGUAAGCAGUUUGUGGUAAAUUAUAGUUAUUUUGUUUAUUUGUAGUAUAUCAUAUUAUAUAUCUAAUGUCCGGCACAUUCAUUGCAUUGUAAUUUGGUCGGAUCAAACCGGAAACAAUCAAAUUGCAACUCAAGUUAAAUAUAGACGUAGUCAAAACGUUUUCAUGACUUCAGUUACCACAAUACGACGAUUCGUUUUAUACCAUAGAAUAGUAAAAACGUUUUGAUGACUUCAAUACUUACAGACACAUGA
Mizuhopecten yessoensis (Yesso scallop) is the source of this 2144-nucleotide messenger RNA. Its product is annotated as neuronal acetylcholine receptor subunit alpha-10-like. NCBI's taxonomy places the organism in Eukaryota, Metazoa, Mollusca, Bivalvia, Pectinida, Pectinidae. Gene Ontology annotation, cellular component: postsynaptic membrane; synapse; neuron projection. The record is from RefSeq and is a predicted model, not a curated record. Bases 188 to 1723 code for a protein of 511 amino acids. Gene Ontology annotation, molecular function: acetylcholine-gated monoatomic cation-selective channel activity; transmembrane signaling receptor activity. The transcript has 5 exons. Gene Ontology annotation, biological process: nervous system process; monoatomic ion transmembrane transport; regulation of membrane potential.